AAAAAAAACUGUUAUGUAUUUGGAGCUACUAGGGCUGCCGUAGUUGUGAGGGACGCGGGGAAUUAUGGGUAAUGUUGUCAUCACAAUACUAUACUCCUGGAGAGCGGGAACACGGCUGUAUGUUCGGAGUAGUAAGCUACAAUAAAAGGUUAACGAUCUAUCUGUGCCUGCUGCAUCAUUGUUAUAGGAAGACAUAACAAAAGUGGCGACGAGGACGAGUGAACCGACGCGUGUUGUCAGUGUUAAGAAGAGGAGAAGUUUUCCUUGUCUCACGGGAGCCCCGAGCUAACGCUAAUGCUAGCGCAGGUGUCCGCCGGCAUUCCGACUAUUCCUGCUGAGAGAAGAGGGGACCGGAGACCAGCGACACCGACCAAAGUCAAAAACGGAGCGCCAUUAGCGGUAAGACGACCAGUAAGAUGGCUGGAGUUAUCGGCUCGAUUGGCCCCUUUGAUGAGAAUGUCGAGCAAUGGAGCUCAUACACGGAGCGCUUUGACUAUUUUGUCGCAGCAAAUGGAAUUGAUGAUGGCAAGAUCGUACCUACUUUUCUGAGUGUGAUCGGCCCGAAGACAUUUACCCUGCUUCGGAGCAUCCUACAGCCAGAGAAACCAGGGAGUAAAACGUAUAAAAACAUUGUGGACAUUUUGACCAAACAUUUCUCCCCCAAACCUCUGGUAAUCGCCGAAAGAUUCAGAUUUCACCGGCGACAUCAGGAAGAGGGUGAGUCUGUCACCAUGUUCAUGGCAGCUUUACGUAAACUGGCCGAACACUGUGAGUUUGGUGACACACUGAGUGAUGCGUUAAGAGACAGGCUUGUAUGUGGACUGGCAAAUGAAGCAGCACAAAAAAGAUUGCUUACAGAAAGUGAUCUGACUCUUGAAAAGGCCAUUAAUGUAAGUGUGUCUAUGGAAAUGGCAUCUAGAGAAGCACAGCAGCUGCAUGUGAAAGUGCACAAACUCAGCAUCAACCAAGAUGUGCAAGGGCCAUGCUUUCGCUGUGGUAAAUCUGGCCAUCUUGCAUCUGCAUGUUGGUGCAAGGAUAUGGAUUGCCAUAAAUGUGGGAAAAGAGGCCAUGUGGAGCGGGCGUGCAGAUAUAAAAAGAGCAAAGAGGAUGGCUCAAAGACUGGAAAUAAAGUGAAAAGUGCACAUUACAAGAAGAAAAGACAGGUUCACACAGUCAAAUAUGAAAAGGAGAGUAACAGUGAUUCUUCUGAGGAGGACAUGUCUACCACAGUGAAUACAAUACGGGUAAUGAAUGUGGGUGAGAGCUCGGAUGGUUUCUGGGCCAAAGCCAAGUUGGAAGGACAUUCCAUAAAGAUGCAAAUAGACACUGGAUCGAGGGCAUCAUUAGUGUCUUAUAAAAUCUACAGGAAACACAUGAGACAUCUCCCUCUACGUCCUGCAGACACUGUUUUCAGAGCAUACACUGGACACACGGUGCACAUGAAAGGAAUGACCGAUGUACUGGUGCAGUGUAACGAUCAGACUGUGAGACUUCCAGUCUACAUCACCCAGGGAGACUACGCCGCCAUAAUGGGUCGGGUGUGGUUAAAGGCGAUCCAUCUCAACUGGCAAGAGGUGAGAAAAAUGUCAGACAGUUCUACACAGCUUCAGAUGAUACUGGAAAAGCAUAAAGAGGUCUUUCGUGAUGAACUGGGCUGCAUGGAAAAUAUUACAGUAAAGCUACAUGUCAAACCUGACACUAAACCUGUGUUUUUGAGAGCGAGACCAGUGCCGUACGCCAUCAGAUCAAAGGUGGAAACUGAUUUGGAUGCUUUGGUCAAAAAUGGAGUCUUGGAGCCUGUAACGACUAGUGAGUGGGCUACACCCAUCGUUCCAGUGCAAAAGAAAAAUGGUGGAAUCCGGACAUGUGGAGACUUUAAGGUGACAGUCAACCCUGCCUUAAUAGCAGAACAGUACCCACUUCCCCUGAUCGAUGACUUAUUUGCUGGGCUGAGUGGAGGUCAAAAGUUCAGCAAAAUAGAUCUCAAUCAGGCGUACCUGCAGAUGCAGGUGGAUGAACAGUCACGUGAGAUGCUGACUAUUAACACACACAAAGGGCUUUUCAGAUACUGCAGACUGCCUUUUGGUAUCACUUCUGCCCCGGCUCUGUUCCAGCGAGCUAUGGACCAGAUACUCUGUGGUCUAGCAGGAGUGCAGUGCUAUUUGGAUGACAUCCUGUGUACAGGAGCAAAUGAUGAAGAUCACCUGCAUAACUUGGAUGCUACACUUCAAAGAUUGAGAGAGUAUGGACUAAGAGUUCGCAAAGAAAAAUGUGAUUUCUUUCAAUCAUCUGUGGAAUACCUUGGACAUGUGAUUGAUGCUAAAGGACUUCAUACAGCACCAUCCAAAAUCACAGCCAUCGUGGAGGCACCUCCACCUCAAAACAUCAGCCAGCUGCGAUCCUUUUUAGGAUUAUUGAACUAUUACGGACGUUUUAUUCCUAAUCUAGCAUCACUGCUACAGCCACUGCAUGAGUUGUUACGCCAGGACAAGACAUGGAAAUGGACAGCCAGCUGUCAGGAGGCUUUUGAGAAAGCCAAGGGGGCGUUAACCACAUCAGAGGUGCUGACUCACUUCAACCCAUCACUCCAAAUUCAGCUAGCUUGUGAUGCAUCCCCAUAUGGAGUGGGGGCAGUGUUAUCUCACAUACUGCCAAAUGGUGAGGAAAAACCGAUCGCUUUCGCCUCCAGAACGUUGAACAAGGCAGAGUCCAACUAUGCUCAAAUAGAAAGAGAGGCACUGAGCAUUGUUUUCGGGGUGAGGAAAUUCCACCAGUAUUUAUAUGGGAGGAAGUUCACUCUCCUAACGGACCAUCGACCUCUCACGACCAUCCUGGGACCACACACUGGGAUACCAUCUCUCGCUGCAUCAAGACUGCAGAGGUGGGCUCUGCUGCUAUCUGCUCACGCUUACGACAUCAAAUAUCGUAAGUCAGACUCCCAUUGCAACGCUGACGGGUUAUCCAGACUUCCUCUUCCAGUCACAAAGCCCGAUUCAAAAACGGAGGACAUUUUUUACUUUAGAGAGGUGGAAAAGGCACCUGUUUCAGCAGUGCAGAUCAAAAAAGUGACUCGCAACGACCCAGAGCUGUCAGAGGUCAUGGACAUUGUUGUUAAAGGUCGACCUGCUGGUGACACUGUGCGCCUGAAACCUUAUAUGGGAAGGAGGUUGGAGCUUUCUGUCCAGUCGGGAUGCCUGCUAUGGGGGAGGCGAGUGAUCAUUCCACUGUCACUUCGAGAAAAAAUGUUGCAACAGCUUCAUGCAGGACAUAGUGGAAUAGUCAAGAUGAAAGAAAUAGCGAGAAGCUAUUUUUGGUGGCCAGGCAUGGACAAACAAAUCGAGGAAAUGGCUACGUCUUGUUCAGCUUGCCACAAAACCAGAAAUAACCCACCAUUAGCUCCCCUGCAUCCGUGGGAAUAUCCCCAAGAACCAUGGCAGCGGGUCCACAUUGACUUCGCAGGGCCAGUGGAAGACAGAAUGUUUCUGGUUGCUAUUGACGCACACAGCAAAUGGCCUGAGGUGGCGAUAAUGAGAUCUACCACCACAGAAAGGACCAUCGAAAGGCUAGGAGAGAUGUUCUGUCGGUUUGGAUCUCCGGUUCAGUUAGUCUCUGACAACGGACCUCAGCUGGUGUCGCAUGAAAUGUCUGCAUUUCUACAAGCAAAUGGAGUGCAGCAUGUCACCUCAGCUCCUUACCAUCCUGCCACAAAUGGCCUUGCUGAAAGGUUCGUUCAGACUCUGAAACGUGCACUGAAAGCAUCACAAGGACAAGGAACAUUACACCAAAGACUACAUACUUUUCUGCUGAACUACAGAAACACUCCUCACAGCACUACAAAGGCAUCUCCUGCAAGCCUAAUGUUCAAGAGAGACCUGCGUACGACCUUCGACCUGUUGAAGCCCUCAGCAGUAAAAGACACAGUUCGAGGCCAACAGGAAAAACAGAUACAACGCAGGGAACGACAGGCGAAGAACAGAGUCUUCACAGCAGGCGAGACUGUGUUAGCGAGGAACUACAGUGGAGAACCUAAAUGGGUUCCUGCUACUAUCCUUGCUCAGACUGGACCAGUCUCCUACUCCGUUCAGACAGGUGACAGUGUCUGGAGGAGACAUGCUGAUCAGCUCCUGUCUGCGUCACCAGUGUCAGCAGAGCUGUCCUCGAAAGAUCAGACAGAUGCAGUGACCAACCCUUCAGUUCCUCUCCACACCCAAGUAAGACAUCCAGUGCCAGAUACAUCUGUUCCAGCUGCAAGUGUGACUCCAGAUGAGACUGAGACACAUGUGCAGUUGAGCCCUAAAGACGGUUUUCCGUCAGUGGACAAUAAGACUGAUGCCCCUGCAGAGAGCAGGUAUCCUAAAAGAGAGCGGCGACCCCCUAUACGCUUGAGUCUUUAGAAUAGUUAGCAACUAUCCCAGACCAUCAGGGGCAGAAUAAUCCCCUUGGGAUCAGUUGAGGGAUAGAGGCAGUCUACCCUCAUCCCUGAGUUAGAGUUAAAACAUAUACCUGUUAGGUGUGGUUUAAAGAAAAAGAUAAGGUUGUGACAUUUAGUUGGUUGUGUUAAGUCACGUGUUGAGAUAAUCUUAGAUACCAGAAAUAAGUUGAAUGUGUAUGUUUACGUUCUUUGAAAUAGUAGCUGAUUAUUUCUGUUGUUUUCUAAAAGGGACAUCUGUUGUAAGAGGGGAGGAGAUGUUAUGUAUUUGGAGCUACUAGGGCUGCCGUAGUUGUGAGGGACGCGGGGAAUUAUGGGUAAUGUUGUCAUCACAAUACUAUACUCCUGGAGAGCGGGAACACGGCUGUAUGUUCGGAGUAGUAAGCUACAAUAAAAGGUUAACGAUCUAUCUGUGCCUGCUGCA
This is a messenger RNA of Entelurus aequoreus (snake pipefish), 4853 nucleotides long. RefSeq lists its product as uncharacterized. Gene Ontology annotation, molecular function: nucleic acid binding; zinc ion binding. Lineage: Eukaryota; Metazoa; Chordata; Actinopteri; Syngnathiformes; Syngnathidae. The transcript has a single exon. The record is from RefSeq and is a predicted model, not a curated record. The coding region runs from base 417 to 4394 and encodes 1325 amino acids. Gene Ontology annotation, biological process: DNA integration.